CCUGGAGCGUGUGUGUCUGGGCGCGGGGCGGCCGUCUCCAGAGGCGGCGGUCUUCCGGUGCCGUCCGCGUCCGGCGCAGGUGCAGAAGCCCGUCUGGCGGGGCUUCGGCCUCGGGCGUCAGGCGAUGGCGGCGGGGGCCCGGAUGGAGGAUUGUUCCUUGGAUCUCACCCAAAGUACUGAGGAUGACCCCCUUCUGGACCUUCAGCAUCUCCCACAUUACUUGUUACAUGCGCAUUUUAGACCCAGUUUCCACCCUCUUCCUACGGUCAUCAUAGCAAAUCUUCUCCUGUUAAUACAUGUUGUGUUUGUGAUUUUAGCAUUUUUAACAGGUGUGCUUUGUUCUUACCCUAAUCCAACUGAGGACAAGUGCCCGGGAAACUAUACCAACCCCCUGAAAGUUCAGACAGUCAUAAUCCUUGGAAAAGUUGUUCUGUGGAUUCUGCACGUCUUUCUUGAACGCUACAUCCAGUAUCACCACAGCAAAGUGAGAAACCACGGCUAUACCACAAUCUACCGAUCAACACGGCAUCUCAAAAGACUAGCGCUGAUGGCGCACUCCGCUGGCAACACGGCGCUGCUCCUCACACUGUGUGUGCAGCACUCCUUCCCGGAGCCCAGCAGACUGUAUCUGGACCUCAUUCUGGCCAUCCUGGCCUUGGAGCUGGUCUGUUCGCUGAUCUGUCAGCUCAUUUAUUCAGUGAAAAUACGAAAAUUUAAUAAAGCCAAACCACAGCCUGAUAUACUUGAAGAAGAAAAAAUCUAUACUUACCCCAGCAAUAUUAAGUCAGAGACUGGAUUCAGGACUGUUUCAAGCCUGGAAGAAAUUGUUGAAAAGCAAGGAGACAUAAUAGUAUACCUGAAGCGACACAAUGCCCUGCUAAGUAAGAGGUUGUUGGCUUUCACUUCUUCUGACCUGGGCUCUCAGUCACAGAGAAAGUGAAAGGCUCAAGGUCGAGGUAGCAAUUGCAGAGGAACCCAGAGUAAUUUAAGACUGAUUACCUGACAAGCUGCCAUAGGGAGUUGCAGCUUUUGCCAGGUAACGUUUUAGAAUUUGUAUUGGAAACCUGAAUUUGGUUUUUACUUGUGUGGCUAUUUAAUAUGCUUGUGGAUAAUUUGAAAGGAACUUUGUAGAGCCUUGAUAACUCAAGGACAAUAUCUGUUUUCCAUGUUUUGAAAUUAUUUGUUGGUUUAUCCAAAGAUCAACGGUAUGGUUUAAACAUAACCUUGCCAAAAACUUCUUCCAUGUGACAUUAAAACCCUUUAGCAAUUUGCCUAUUUAUAGAGGAAGUCUGACAUGAUAAUCUAUUUUAAACAAGGUUUGAUCAAAUAAGUUAUUCCCACUUUUAAACUGAUAAAAGAAGACAUUAUUUCUUGUGUUUAAUGCUUUUUCUUUUUUACUCCCGAAGAGCUUUAUCAUGGACUUUGUAUGCUUGUGUGGUAUUGGCCUGUGUAGCUUUUAUGAACAAUUUUCUCAUUGUAGGACCAAAGUCUUAGUAGGUGAUUUACCCUGCAAACCCAUACAGUUUUCUACUCCAGAAAUAAGGAAUGAAGAUGACUUGGACCAGUAUUACACUAACCAGUGAUGCUUGUUCCAUAGAAGCACCUUCCAUCGGCAAUAGCUGAAAUACUUAGAGAAGACUUCAGAACUUUCUCUAUUUCUGCCCUACUUUUAAGAAGUUGCUGUAUAUUUCAGUAUUGACUAUACCUUCAUUGGAUCAAUAAGUUCAGUUAUAGGAAAGGGAUCUUUGUAGCUUUAAGUUUGUCUGAAAAGAAAAAAAGGGACAGCUUUUUAAGCAUUGGAUUAUACUUAAAAAUUAUGAUGGAAAUAAAAUGUCAACUUGAAUACUGGUAUUAAACAUAAUCUAAUUCUCCAGUAAAAGCA
Molecule: messenger RNA, 1882 nt
Organism: Manis javanica (Malayan pangolin)
Lineage: Eukaryota; Metazoa; Chordata; Mammalia; Pholidota; Manidae
Gene: TMEM192
Product: transmembrane protein 192
Cellular component (GO): late endosome; lysosomal membrane
Source: RefSeq, a predicted model, not a curated record